Micropterus dolomieu (smallmouth bass) is the source of this 2828-nucleotide messenger RNA. Its product is annotated as gastrula zinc finger protein XlCGF57.1-like. The transcript has a single exon. The record is from RefSeq and is a predicted model, not a curated record. Bases 197 to 2194 code for a protein of 665 amino acids. Gene Ontology annotation, cellular component: nucleus. Lineage: Eukaryota; Metazoa; Chordata; Actinopteri; Centrarchiformes; Centrarchidae.
GGAGGACCCACCAGAGCCCCCACACAUUAAAGAGGAACAGGAGGAACUCUUGACCAAUCAGGAGGGAGAGCAGCUUCGAGGGCUGGAGGAGGCUGAUAUCACCAAGUUUACACUCAUUCCUGUUCUUGUGAAGAGUGAAGAAGACGAUGAAGAGCCACCUCAGUCCUCACAGCUUUAUCAAAGAUUAACUGAACAGAUGAAAAUGAAACCUGAUGGAGAGGACUGUGGACCAGAACCAGCCAGGAACUCAGACCCCGAGAGACAUUUACAACCAGCUACAGAUGACAAGACGUCACACUCAUCUGAAACUGAUGACAGUUGUGAUUGGGAGGAGACCAAGGAACCUCAAUCAGGUUCGAAACCUCUGCAAAGUAACAGUGGAUGUAACACUGAAGGGAAACCAUUUGGAUGCUCUGAGUGUGGGAAACAAUUCAGCCAUAAUUCAACUAUGAGACGACACAUGAGAAUUCACUCAGUAGAGAAACCAUUAAGUUCAUUUAGGAGUAAAAGAUUUAUUCAAAGGGUAAAUCUGACACACCACAUGACACUCCGCAAGGGGGAGAAACAUCAUCAGGACUGUAGAGGACCAGAACCAGCUAGGAACUCCGAUCCAGAUAGACAUUUACAACUAGAUACUGAUGACAAAACUUCAGACUGCUUUGAACCCAAGACUGGAAAAUCAUCAAGUAGCUCCUCUGAAUGUGAUAACAGCUCUGGCCACAAGGGACAUCUGCGGACACACAAUGGAGUCCAAAAAGGAGAGAAACCAUUUAGUUGCUCAGUUUGUGGUAAAAGAUACAUGUUGAAGAGGUCCUUAAAGAUUCACAUGAGACUUCAUUCAGAUGAAAAAGGUUUCAGCUGCUCAGUUAGUAAAAGCACUUUUCUAAGCAGAGGAGAUGUUGAGAAGCACAAGAAACAAUACAGCUGCAGUGUUUGUGGCCAAAGAUUCACUAGGCGGUCCAAGCUCAGACACCAUCAGUGUGUUGGUCGUCAGGCCUCACAGCUUCAUCAAAGCCAAACAGAAGAGAACAGAGAUUCAGAGCAUUUAAACCCGGAAGCUGGCGGAGAGGACUGUGGAGGACCAGAACCAGCCAGGGACUCGAAUACCGAGGGACAUUUACAACCAGCUACUGAUGAGAAGACUUCACACUUCUCUAAACCUGAGACUGAUUUGGAGGAGACCGGGGAACCUCAGUCAGGUUCAAACCCUCUUCAAAACAAUGAAGUACCUGAAUGUGAUCGGGAAUGUAGUACUGGAAAGACAUCAAGUAGCUCCUCUGAAUGUGCUACAAGCUCUGGCCACAAGGGACGUCUGCAGAAACGCAAGAAAAUGCAAACAGUAGAGAAAGUGUUUAGUUGCUCAGUUUGUGGUAAAAGAUACUUAGUGAAGAACUCCUUAACGAGACAUAUGAGAAAUCAUCCAGAAGGAAAACAUAUCAGCUGCUCAGUUUGUAAAAGAACUUUCAGUUACAGAAGGAAUUUGUCCAGACACAUGAAAAUCCACACAGGGGUCAAACCCUUCAGUUGUUCUGUCUGUGGUAAGACAUUUACCCAAAAGUCACAUCUGAGACGACAUAUGGAAAUCCACACAGGGGUCAAACCCUUCAGUUGUUCUGUCUGUGGUAAGACAUUUACCCAAAAGUCACAUCUGAGACGACAUAUGGAAAUCCACACAAGGAGGAAAGCCAUCAGUUGUUCGUUCUGUGCAAAAACAUUUGUCCAAAAGUCAGAUCUGAGACGACAUAUGGAAAUCCACACAGGGGAGAAACCCUUCAGUUGUUCUCUCUGUGGUAAAACAUUUUUCCAAAAGUCUUGUCUGAGACUACAUAUGGCAAUCCACACAGGGGAGAAACCCUUCAGUUGUUCUGUCUGUGGUAAAACAUUUUUCCAAAAGUCAGAUCUGAGACGACAUAUGGCAAUCCACACAGGGGAGAAACCCUUCAGUUGUUCUGUCUGUGGUAAAACGUUUGCCCAAAAGUCAGAUCUGAGACGACAUAUGGCAAUCCACAGAGCGGAGAAACCCUUCAAUUGUUCUGUCUGUGGUAAAACAUUUUCACAACAAGCAAAUCUGAGACGACAUAUGGCAAUCCACACAAGGAGGAAAGCAGUCAGUUGUUCUGUCUGUGGUAAAACAUUUGCCUUUAAGACACAUCUGAGACAACACUUGAUUAGCCACAAGGGAGAAACCCUUUAGUUGCAGCGUUUUUGAUAUAAGAUCUACUCACCUCUAGCAUACCUGAAACCACACGUGUGCUGGUGAGAGCAGAGGAUGGAAAUGAAGCUGCAGAGAUGCUUGUUGAGCAGAUUCCCUGCAGCAGGAUUGAAGUACUGAGGGCAAGACUUGGCUCAACCCUGAUCAGUUCAGAACUGUGACACCGAAUCCAAAAUAAGUCGCGCUUCAUGCUUGAGGCCAAGUAAACAUUUUAAUUCUGUUUUUAUUUGUGUCACAUUAUUUGUUCAUUUUCUGGGUACUGUGCUUGUUGGUAUUACAUGUAUUCAUCGAUUUAAAAUUGUGAUCAAUUCAAUCUGUUUUUAGUUUGUGGCUGCAGUUUUCUUUAGGAGCUUCAGGCCACUGUUAUUUAGAGGAGCCAGUCUGUUUCUGAUCCGCUCUGUUCGUUCGAUACUUCCUGUCUCUGCAGUUUCUCCAGCAGCUGCUACAGAGUUGACUUUUACUUUGACACACUGCAGGAAGGUUACAGUUUUCAGCAUCAAAAGUUGGUUUAAUAUAUCCACAUAUACAAUACAAUACAUCCAUUUGAUUUGAUAUUUUUACUUGUAACUGUUGUUGAAGUACUGCAUAAAUCCAAUAAAUUCUAUUAUAAUCUGCC